AUGGCAGUCAUGCCGGAGUGUCGGUCACCAGCAGCAGUUCCCUUGCCUUCCCCUAGUCGAUGUUGUUCGCCGGAAACAAACACCUGCAACGGCCGACCACUCUUCAGCAACAGCAUGGCAUCGGUAUCUCCCCUGCAACAGGCUGAGAGAAGAGGUGAUUCGCCGCUGCCAAAACAACCGGCCCUCCGCGUACGGGGCUCGGCUGCCUCUAGGAACAGUAGCUUGCCUACUUCUCCUUUGGAUGAUAUCCCUGAACAGCUGUGGCCCCGAGUCCUCCGGACGACCGGUACACCCGAGACGAGCCAUCCGGACCUCUCCCUUGAUGAAUUGACCUCUACAAGACUGUCCGUUGACGAUGAAAAUAUUCUGACGAGCCUACCAAGAGAAGACAACAGAAGUUCGCGAGAUGUGGGCAGUCCCGCCGAGCGAAAGGGAUUUAGCGGCCUCUGGAGGGACAACAGCGACCGCCUGAAAAAGAUGUCCAGAAGACUCAGGAGUCUCCCUGCUGACCUGUUUCCCCAUAGGAACCGAAAAUUGGUGGAUGUAACCUCAGAAGCGCCAAAUCUUCAGUCUGACACGUCUGAACCAAAGCUUCCGUCGUCGGGCUCCGUGACCGGGUCAACUGGAAGGACUCCGCUGCCCCCGUCCAAUGAAGGGCUGGCUCACACCCCCUUGAUGGACUAUGAAUGCAACCCCAAAGACACGGUUUCAUGCUCAGAAGAAGAAAUGUCCAAGAUCUCCAGCCUCAUCAAAGGGGAACUCCGCCAGGCUACACGUAGAGAGCGCACAGGCUCUGCCGUUUCUCGCUGGCCCCAGGGUCUACCCCGUCAGUUUGCGGAUCCUCCGAUUUACUACUCGCCGACAGCUUCAUUCCCAAAGGCAAAAAACCGACAAUCGCAUGAGCUGCGUGGGCUGAAGUCCCUAUCUCAGCAGCUGUUAGCACGGACAUCCUCUUUGGCAAGUGUUGAAGAGCUGAGAAAUCAUGCAUUUGGUCAUGGGCGGCUGCGCCGACCGGGCCUUUCUGGCGCUUCCACCAGGCAGAGCUCUGCCCCGAGUGUCGGACGAAGCUCCCGACCUGCCUCCCGCCCAGGUACAAACAGCGAGUCCAUUCACGGCAGCACUAUUGCGCCCCGCCGGCCCCGAGUCUAUAUGGACGCGCCAUGUGGUUAUGCGGACUCGGUACGGGCCGGGAUUAACCCUCCGAGUCGCCCGACCACCUCGUCUACAGCUCGACCCCGGUCAAAAUCCGCUUCUGUCGUGACUGGUCAGGAGGACAAAUCGAACAUGUCGCCUAAACGUCAACCCGAGGUGGAAGUGGGCAUGGGCGACCGGCCCGGAUACACCAAGGUCCCUCUUUACGUUCCGAGAAGAAUUGAGAAGAAGCAAGCCUGCGGCUCCAGACAAGAUCAAUCUCGCCCUGUCCUGACACCUGUGCCCGCGACACCAAAUGUUGCAGCCAAGGAGACAGCGGAGUCAUUCUCCACAAACCCCGAACUUUCUAGCUCCAACCCAGCUAUUUCUGAUGUUUCAUUCACAUCGCUCCAAUGCCAGACAUCAAUGCAAUCGCAAUCUGAAAGAGACCAAGCGCUGAGGGAGUUCAGCGGUGAGGAAAAUGACGAAAAUGUUCCGCCUAGCACAGGUGGUCGUGGCCUGUCGAGGGCGCUGACCAGUGCGUGGUCGGAGAAAACUUCGCGGAAAAAGCAGAAGAACCGCAAGCGAAACUACCUCUAA
Exophiala dermatitidis NIH/UT8656 is the source of this 1731-nucleotide messenger RNA. RefSeq lists its product as uncharacterized. The coding region runs from base 1 to 1731 and encodes 576 amino acids. NCBI's taxonomy places the organism in Eukaryota, Fungi, Ascomycota, Eurotiomycetes, Chaetothyriales, Herpotrichiellaceae. The transcript is spliced from 4 exons. The record is from RefSeq and is a predicted model, not a curated record.